Messenger RNA from Arctia plantaginis, 2511 nucleotides. The record is from the annotation of a GenBank genome assembly. Lineage: Eukaryota; Metazoa; Arthropoda; Insecta; Lepidoptera; Erebidae.
AUGAAUGUAGAGAAGAAGGCCAAAAAACGUAGUUUGAGCCUUUCAAGAUCCUCUGAGAAGUACAAAACACCCAAAAAGGUAGAUCAUCAAUCAGGUGGGUUGCAAUCUCAAUUAAAUAAUGAAGAAGUGAUAUGUUUAUCAAGCAGCAGUGAAGAUAUACUGACACCGCCAGUAAAAAUAUCUCACUCUGAUCACUCCGUAGUUAAAGACAGUGACGACCUUUCAUUGUCCCAAGAAAAAUCGCAUGAAAAAAAGAAUAAUGUUAAAAAAAACUUGGAUUCCCCUAGCACCAGUGGAGGUUCCACUAUUACAUAUAGCUUAUCACCUAGGACAUCACAACAAACUCCUAGAACACCAUCGAAAACACCAUCCACACCGAAAUCUGGAAAUAAGUUCUUUUCACCAACAAAAAAACGAGCUGUUACUAGCAAAAAUUCAGCUAAAAGAAAUUUGAACAUGCAGUUUAAAGAAAACAAUCAACAAAAUGGUACUAAAGAUGAAACAUCACAGCCUAAGUACCAGGAUGAUAAAACUUUAAAUCUUCUAAAUAUAAUUGAGAAGUAUCUAAAUUGUGAUGAAUUGAAGAGAUUACUAAAAGAAGACUCGCAGGAAAUGCUGUCAAAUUUUACAUUUCUCGAGGAGCCUAGCAUGAGAGUAGUGUGCCGCUUAUUCUGGCGCCAGCCUGGCUGGUACAGAGAAGAACAAAUAGAGGACAUAGCCAGUGGAAAGAAACAAAUAUCUAACCUUAACAAACAUGAAAUAAUAAAGUCCCUUGUUGAUAAUAGAUGGAUUAUAUCUGCACAAAGUCAAGAUGACAGUAAUAUGGGCUUUGAUGAUUAUGUAAAACUGCUCAAGAAACCAGAGCUCUCAGAAAUAUGUAAAGACCUUAAAUUAAAAAUUCAAUCUAAACAAGAUGCUGUGGAUGCUCUGAGAAAGUUUUGCCAGUGUACGGCCAUUAGUAACUUUUUUACUGGCAAAAUGGGCAACAAUACUAGUAGAGUAUUAAAAAUGCUUAAAAUAAAGACUGGCCAUUGUUAUAAAUUAUCAAAUGUUGCUCGAAGUACCCUAUAUGAAUUAUAUGUUCUGAUGUAUAUGGGUAUGAAUUAUUCAAUUAUAAGAGAGAAAAGGUUGGAGCUAAUAUUACUACACGAUAAAGUGAAGAAAGAAACCUAUCCUAUAGAUAAGCAUAUGGUAGUUGAUAAUGCAAGUGUGGUGUUCAGUUCAAGAGAUGAAUUUUAUAGGUACUUUGAGUCUCAUCAAUUAUAUGACAAAUAUAUGGAAUCAACGGAUACUCAAGAGAAGUGUGAUAUCGUAUUACAAGCAUUUAAACUGUAUAAAGAAGUGGCAGAGGAAGAUAUGUUACGUUACAAGUCAUUGCCCCCAUGGUUGCGUAGAUUCACGCCUGCGAAUACGUAUGUAAAAAUUUUGGAGAGUGGUGUUCAGGAAUUGAAGAAAGACAAGUCAGAGAAGAAGUACACCCUCGCGGUGCAGAUACUCGACUCUCUGAUAACUCAACUGGAUUUUAGACAACACAAGAAGUAUAAGUGGUAUGCUGAGAAGGCUCUCAUUUUACACAAACAUUUAGAUCGUACUGAACUGGCUGUUCGUACUUUGCUGGAAGGGUUCAAGGCAAACUUGUCAGAAGAGGCUAAAGACGUUUUGAGACCUCGCGCCAAACAAAUAGCUAACCAGCGCAACGUGGUCCUCAGCGACGAACUGCGACAGUCUUUGCAACAAUACGUGGAACAAGAAUUUAUUUUGGAGAGUAACCUUCCAGCUGACCACGUCUACAAAUUGCCUCUUGACAAUCAUAAGCAGAGGGGAAAGCUCAAAUUCGAGACUCACUUAGAGGACGGAAGAACCGUACUCUCAGCCGAAGAGUACUGCGUUGUACAUUACACGCACAACGGGGAAUUCACGCACGGCGAGCACUGGGAGGGUAGAAUAGUCAACACCAUAUUUUUCCUGUUGUUCUGGGACAUAAUAUACACAAAGCCGGAGGGCAUUCCCGGUAUAUUCAUGAGUCACUACCAGCGAUACCCGUUAGAUCUAUACUCUGGAAGUUUCUACAGUAAUAGAAAGGCAGCCAUCGAUGAACGACUCCAAUUUAUCGAGGAGAGCACUGAUGAAGAGGUACUUGUGAUGAUGCAAAAUCGAUGGGAAGAACGACCUGAAUACGAAGUGUCGGAGAUAUGUCGCAGUAUGGGCUGGGCGGCGGUGGCGGCGGUGGCGCGGUGCCUGGGCGCGCGGGCGCUGGCCGCGGUGUGCCGCCGCCUCGCCAGCGACUACAGCUAUACACAUUCGGGCUUCCCGGACUUGACCUUGUGGAAUGUGCACACUAAACAGAUAAAGUUCGUUGAAGUGAAAACGGACUCAGACAAGCCAUCCAUGAAACAGCUGCAAUGGAUGCAGUACUUGAUAGCCCACAACAUCGCGGCCGGGUUCUGUUACGUGGGGGUCAACACCACUCGAUCUAAAGCGAGGUCGCGCGAUAAUGCACCGAUACUUUGA